AUGGAUCUCAAGGACGGCGAGAGGAGGGGGGUGGCGGGGCCGGGCCCGCUGUCGAGGCAGGGGUCGAUCUACUCGCUCACGUUCGACGAAUUCCAGAACACGCUCGGCGGGAUGGGGGGAGGGCUCGGCAAGGAGUUCGGCUCCAUGAACAUGGACGAGCUGCUGCGGAGCAUCUGGACGGCCGAGGAGAGCCAGGCCAUAGCAUCGGCCUCGGCCUCGGCGUCCGCGGCGGGGGCGGGGGCGGGGGCGGCCGGCGACGGCGGGGCGGCGCUGCAGAGGCAGGGGUCUCUCACCCUGCCGCGCACGCUCAGCGUCAAGACGGUGGACGAAAUCUGGCGGGACUUCGUGCGAGAGGGGCCGCCGGGGACGGCGGCUGGCGGCGCGGAGCCGCAGCCCAACCGACAGCCGACCCUCGGGGAGAUGACGCUGGAGGAGUUCCUGGUCAGGGCCGGGGUCGUCCGUGACAACCCUGCCGCGGCAGCUGCUGCUGCUGUCCCCGCGCAGCCGGUUGCUCCGCGGCCGAUUCAGGCGGUAAAUAAUGGCGCCUCCAUCUUCUUCGGCAACUUUGGGGGCGCCAAUGACGCCGGGGCUGGAGCGAUGGGGUUUGCGCCGGUGGGGAUCGGGGAUCAGGCCAUGGGUAACGGGCUGAUGCCUGGGGUGGCUGGGAUGGCAGGUGGUGCGGUCACUGUGAAUCCGGUGGAUACGUCGGUGGCCCAGCUGGAUUCUAUGGGCAAGGGGAAUGGGGAUCUGUCAUCGCUGAUGGCUCCAGUGCCAUACCCCUUUGAGGGAGUGAUAAGGGGAAGGAGGAGCGGUGCGGGUGUGGAGAAGGUCGUGGAGCGGCGGCAGAGGAGGAUGAUCAAGAACAGGGAGUCUGCAGCUAGAUCCCGUGCCCGUAAGCAGGCUUAUACAAUGGAGUUGGAAGCUGAAGUUCAGAAACUGAAGGAACAAAACGCAGAGUUGCAGAAGAAGCAGGAAGAAAUAAUGGAGAUGCAGAAAAACCAGGUAGAUUUUUGUGUUAAACUUCCAUUAUUGAUGUUCCUUUUUCAUGGCACACUAAAGAUGGAUGCAUUCCUGUUUUGA
Molecule: messenger RNA, 1080 nt
Organism: Miscanthus lutarioriparius
Lineage: Eukaryota; Viridiplantae; Streptophyta; Magnoliopsida; Poales; Poaceae
Source: the annotation of a GenBank genome assembly